GAUGAUGUUCUCUCUCUACACAUCUCUCUCUCUCUCUACGACCGACAUUUGUCUUUACAGGUUGACGAUCGAGAGGUAGAGUUCAUACACAGUCAAACACCUUAUGGUGUGAUCAGAAUCAAUUCUUUGAUGGUUUUUUUUGUUGUUGUUAUAUUUUAGAUAAAGAAACUCAAACCCAAAACGCUUUUUGCUUUGUUUAGUUUAUAAAAGGUGGUGGUGGUCGUCGUCGUCGUCGUACGGUGGUUCUGUAGCAAUGGCGGCUCUUCCACUUGUUCAUUAUAAAUCAUAGUAUCUGGUCGUUUAGAUAUUUCUUUGAUAGAAACCCUAAAAAGGGUGCGUGUCAAGAUAGCGAAAUCUAUCACCUUGUUUGUUUCUGGUAUAUUUUUCAUGUGCUUUAUAAAGGUGGCGACGAAUUCCAGAGAUUCCGGCGAUUAUGCCAGCUUGGAUCGCGAUACAGAUGAAGGAGAAAGACGAUCAGCUCCACCACCAGCGCCGCCGCAACCGCAACCGCAAUCGCCACCGGAUAUGUUUUCAUCUGAGUAUAGCAUGUCGGGAGAGUUAUCUGCUAUGGUGACUGCUUUGACUCAUGUUGUUUCUGGACAUGGGUCAGGUGGUCCUAGUGUUUCACCGUUGUUUCGUAGCGGUGGCGGUGGCGGCAGCGGCAGCGGCGGUGGGUAUACCGGGAAUAUUUACUCCAUUGAUUCGCCGCUGUCUACGUAUUCUUCGUCGAGCUCUAGUUCAUUUGCUGGACAAAAAAGGGUUCGUGAUCAAGAAGAAAGUGUUAAUCAAUUUUCAGAACAAUUUCAUCAAAGAAGUUAUGGGGGUUUUGCAGAUUUUGGAGGUGGAGAAUCAUCGUCUUCAUUGGUGAAAGAAGAAAUGAUACCAUCACCCACCACCACUAUGGUGGCCGCCACCGCAACCGUCACUGCCACCGCCACCGUCGUCCAGAAUCCGAUGACGGAAAUGAACCAAUCUGAGGGAACAGGAGAGAGGAGGAGAAAAUACAGAGGAGUACGACAGCGACCAUGGGGAAAAUGGGCGGCAGAGAUACGGGACCCACAUAAAGCAGCACGAGUUUGGUUGGGUACCUUCGACACGGCGGAGGCGGCCGCCAGAGCGUACGAUGAUGCCGCUCUUAGAUUCCGAGGAAACAGAGCUAAACUUAAUUUCCCAGAAAACGUCAGAUUAGUUCCACCUCAAACCAUCCAUCCAACCACCCAAAUUUCGAAUUCUCCGGGGACCCAUUUAACCAUCCUCCAACAACCACCGCUUCAGCCGCCGCACCACCACUUUCGGCCGCCUGACGCCACCGCCGCCCGCGACUAUUGGCAAUACUCGCAAUUACUACAAAGCACCUCCGAUUUCCACCUACAACAACCGCGGGGUAAUUUAUUACAACAAAUGUUUAAUGCAUCAACAAUGGCUUCUUUACAUUCACAAACAUCAAAUCAUUCAUCCUCUUCAUCCACCAGUAAUUAUCCCCUGCUUUUUCCAAACCAGUCAUCUGGUUAUCUUGAUUUCCGGCAGCCAGGUGGCACAGAUCAGGUGGAUGAAGAAGAUUUUCCGGCAGCUCCACCGUCGUGGCCUGGACCUGAUCAAUUCCCACCUCCAAAUUGAUUAAUUUUUUCCAUUUUUAGCAUACUUUAAAGUCUAUACAUAUUUCUAAUUAUACAUAUCAUAUAGAUUUUGUACUAUGAAAUGAGUAAUGUUAUAUCUCUAUAUGUUA
This is a messenger RNA of Cynara cardunculus var. scolymus (artichoke), 1726 nucleotides long. Its product is annotated as ethylene-responsive transcription factor ABR1-like. Gene Ontology annotation, biological process: regulation of DNA-templated transcription; ethylene-activated signaling pathway. Lineage: Eukaryota; Viridiplantae; Streptophyta; Magnoliopsida; Asterales; Asteraceae. Bases 388 to 1617 code for a protein of 409 amino acids. Gene Ontology annotation, molecular function: DNA-binding transcription factor activity; DNA binding. The record is from RefSeq and is a predicted model, not a curated record. The transcript has 2 exons.